GAGCAAUGAAAGGUGACCGGGAAGCGCUAUGAGCGGGCUGGGAUCCUUCGCAGCCAGGUCCGUUGCCAGAGGCGAGGUGCUGUAUUUAUUUUCGCACUCUUUUUAUAGCGCUUAUGUCUCGACAAGGGUUGUGGAAUUCAUGCCACGUAUCUGGCAUGGCGCACCUUUCUUUCGAUCCAUCAGCGCUCGGAGUGUCAAUGUGUGGUUAACUCACCUAGAGGCAGGACUUAGUACCUAUUACGGCACGUGACUAUAAAGUAAAUUGAAACAUUGUUUAGAAACCAUGUCUAUGCAUUUUUAUUAUAACUAUAUAUUUUCCUUCUAUAGACCACCUCUGUCUAGUUGAAAAUGCUUUUCGCUUGACGAGCCGGCAAGACGGGACCGAAUCACAAAUGGAAAAUCGGGAAGUUCUCGCAAUUGGUUACAUCGCAUGAACAAAAAAAAAAAAAAAUAAAAGGAUGAUUUAGAAUCAAGACCCUAGCACUGCAGGUCUCUUAGCAGUGUGCUUCUCCCGCCGUAGUUGCUCAGUGGCUAUGGUGUUGGGCUGCUGAGCACGAGGUCGCGGGAUCGAAUCCUGGCCACGGCGGCCGCAUUUCGAUGGGGGCGAAAUGCGAAAACACCCGUGUACUUAGAUUUAGGUCCACGUUAAAGAACCCCAGGUGGUCGAAAUUUCCGGAGUACCCCACUACGGCGUGCCUCAUAAUCAGAAAGUGGUUUUGGCACGUAAAACCCCAUAAUUUAUUUUUUUAAUUUAGCAGUGUGCUUCAACAAAAGUGCGCACUGAGGAAGGCACAUGAAAUGCUAUUCGGCGUUAAUCCACCCAGUCGGCUUAAUACAUUAGGCUUUCAGUGAGGAAAACUUCGCUACCGAUUCUAAAAGAAGGCGCAGCGGACACAGCAGCGUUCGUUCCUCCGCCUCACAGCUCGUCCGCUGAGGCGCGACGAACUUCGCCGCAGCGGCUAGCGCCAUGCCUCAACUGAUCAGGAAGGCAAGAGGCACCCCGUGGUGGCUUCAUUCAUCGAGCCCCUUCAGCGGCUUUCCCGCCAGACGCCCGCGUCCCGCCAUCUUUCAACCGACGCGUGUCCCACAGUACCGAGCGUUGGAGCGAAGAAGAAAAGCUACCCAGCCGCGCCCAACCCGCCGACGUCCACGUAGCAGCGGCGGCGGCAGGCGCGGGCGAGCGCACGCGCUCGGCGCGCCGGUGUGUUGUCUGUUUGAGCGAAGCCCCCGCGGACCCGUAGUAGGGAGCGCGAGAAGAGCUGGUGGCGGGGGCAAGCUGGCGUGUUGUCGCAAGAUGGCGUCGUCCAGCCCCGACCACCGCGCUCGUCGCCGACGAGCACCGGCCGCUUACCGCGAGCUACAGGUGUUGGCCAGACGGUCCCCGGGCGUGGCGACGUGCAGCUGCCUCCUGUGGGGAAGAAGGGGGCCCCGGUGCGUGACAUUGAAGCCGCUGCUGCUCAACGGACGUCCCCGCCGCCGAGGGGAGAGGGGGGACGGCGUCCUCAAGCGAGGGGGCGCACGACCGCCGCCGCCGGGUCGACCCUAGCGGGCGCCGCGAGAACUAGACCUCUCCUCCAGCAGAACCCAACAUGGCGCACACGUCGUCCGCUGGCAAGACGGCACGACUGAGCCUGCGAAGCAAUGGACACCAAGUCGACUCAGACGCCAUGGACGACCGGUCCUCCUCACCGGAUCAGGAGUCGUAUUCCCGCUCGAAAUACGAGAAACCCUCCAGGAGCUCGAGGAAGUUGGACACUGACGGCAAUGGCGAGGAGACGGACAAGCGGAAGCGGCCGAUGCGCUUCUCCGGCCAGCACGACAUCCGGCUGCUGCAGGAAGUCGUGAGCCUGAAUCCGUUCAAGGACACGCCACCCACCACCACGUGGGCGUCAAUCUCCAAGAACCUCGAGCACCUGUUCACGAUCAGCUCGAGGCGAUGCCGGGAACGAACCAUCCUGCUGUUGGACCAGUUCAUCAAAGGCGACUACCCGAGCCUGCAGCGCUUCUGCACCAAAGAGGAGUUCGCUAUCAAGGAGCAGCUGCUUCAACAGGUUCUUCAGCAAUACGAAGACGGCGCAGGUGGAUACAGCUCUCGCAUUGGCGGCGGCUUUGUCACUGCUGCCGCAGCGGCAGCAGAGGACGAAGAGGAUGACGAUGACUUUGACCCGGAGAAGAUCCGGCCCCGUGUCAUUCUGCACGAGGACUCGACGCCUGAGCCGUACACGACUCGCCAGGGAAGCGUCGAGCACGAGCAGAACGGCACGUCGACGAAGGAGCAGACCUCUUCCACGUCAUCGUCCUCGGCCAAACGGCCACGGCUCGCCGAUGGCCGAUCGCCUUUCUCCGGCAACGGCGGCGGUGCUCUCACCGAUGACGACGGAGGCCUCGAGGAGUUCGCCGUGGCCGCCGCCAUGGGCGACGCCGCGAAGGGGACCGACUUCCCGACACAGGUGGUGUCCUUCCUGGUGACGCGCCAGGCUAAGGAGAUGCGCGUGCGCGAAAAGGAGCUCAAGCUGCGUCGCGAGGAGCUCGAACUGGAGCGAGCCAAGCUCAAGCUCCAGGAGGACCGCCUCGCCCUCGAGAAGGCGCGCUUCGAGAUCGAGCGCCAGGAGCGCGAGCUGCGGCUCCGCUCGGAGAGGCAGGAGCGGACGCUCUUCAUGGAGGUACUCAAGAGGGUGGUCAGCUCAGGACUCGCGGACUCCUAGCGCGCUUUCCACCUGCCGCGUGCAGACAGCCCGUAUUCGCCCGCUUUUUCUCUCACUUCUACAAGUGUGUGUGUACGUCUGAAAGACGCCACUUCCACUUGUGCUGGUAGCGUCUGCCUCUCGGGGUUGCAUUGCGUCAGCGGCAACAAGCGCACGACUUGUGCUCCCGACCGACAAUGUGGCUACCAUGCCGCUCAGAAGUGUUGAGACAAGUGGUCUAAGGCAUAAAGGGACUUUAUGGGUGCCAUGUGACGUUUACCUGUCAAUGGCAUUAGGUACCUGAGUUACUUCAGGAAGGACCCUGAAGCGAAUGCAUCACAGUGUAGAGGUUGCGUGGAAAAAAGCACAGCUCUUUCAUAAAGAACCGGGGCCAUCUCCCACAUGACUCACCAUCUGGCUGCAUAGGCCUGGUGAUGAGGGUUACAUGGAGAAUGAGGGCGAGAGCUCUACGAUAUGGUCUUUACAACUCAUGCAGCACAAACUAAACACCAGUACCGCAGCACCAGCAUGGCCCAGUGUGCACCUUUUCAAGGAUGCACUUUUGGAAAGUGGUGCAUGUCUGAGCCUAAUCUGUCUGAAUGCCAGGCUACCCAGUUCUUGCCUAGCACUUCUCAUGUUGCCGAGGUGAUAUGUUUUACUGCUUCUGUACAGUGCUUCAUGAGAAUUGUGAGAGAGGCUGCGACCUGUACACUUCUGCCCCUGUUUAACAGUUUAUGGACAGCUUGCACGCAAGAUAAGACAUGGAAAGUUGGGCUAAUUGACAAUCCGUCAUUAUACUUACAGUGCAGGAAUACAGGAUAGACAGGCAGGCAGGCACUGUGUGUAUGUCUGCUCCUCUCUUUCUCAUGUUCCUGCACUGUACAAAUAAUUGUGAAUCACCUACAUAAAUGCACCAUUGUCUCAUCUUGUCAGGUGCCACCCUUCUUUUAAAGCAGAUUACGCACUGCUGAUAAUUACAUUCACUUUCCACAUGUUGUAUUCGUUUCAGGGCUCCUUUUGUGAAAGUGUCCUUUUUCUUUGUGUGUGCACUAUUGUAAUGUGUGUGUGCAUGUUUGUGGAUGUGCAUUCACGCUAGUGAUGGGAGCACUCAAUGCACUGUGUAGUUACAAACCUUCUAGUGAGACAUUUAUAUUUAAGUGCACUUUGACACUGGUUAGUCCUGGUUUCUUGCACCAGUUGAUGCAGGUGCACCUGAAGUAAUGAAAGCAGGUGCAUUGUUGUAGCAGUGCUUUCAUGUUUCACAUUGCACCAGUGGAUACUGAAACAUGGUUUCUCGCUCUUUUCUUGUGUGCCAUUAUUUCGCUAAACUAUGUUUGAAAUUAUGCAUACAUGCUUGAAGAAUGUGCUCCAAGUUUCUUCUUUGUUUCAUCUUUAUUAGCAGGCCUAGUAACUUCCUCAAUUUCAGAAACACAGUAGACUCCCAUUAAGAUGAACUCGAAGAGAUCACAAAAUAUGUUCUUGUCAAAAGAUUGUCCGAAUAAAAGUCAUCCUCAAAACUGUAAAUCUUCUAUUCUUGGUGAACCGAAAUAUUCAUUGCAUAAAAAAGUAAAUGAAACAGCAUUAAAACCAAAACAAACAAUGCCAUAGAAAGUAUUGCCUUAUGCAGUCUUGGCAAUUGAGUAGAUGUUGCCUUCUGGCACUCUGCAAAUCUGCACGCUGUCACAAAAGCUGAAAUUUCAGCUAGCUUGCUUAAAAGGUCUUUGGUGUUCUCAUGUGGGAGAAAUGCAACAAAAUAUUCAGGGCAUUAUCAUAUACACCAUUCUUGAACACCACUGGUUCUUGUGGCUCCUGAGCAGUGUCCUGACCAUAAUUAUCAGCCUGAAGGGGGGGGGAGUCGGGGACCUUCUCAAUUAUUUUCUAUGACAUCAGCCCUACAGGCAUCCACAUGAUCAUCGAUGCUGGUGUAGCUUCUUAAGUGCACAGAAACACCAUUUGCUUCUUGUGUGUAGCUAGCAAUGCAGUCUCCGUAUUGGAUUAUCUGAGCAUCUCAGAGUUGCAGGCUAUAGUCGGCUGCAGGAGUUAAGGUUAACCAAAUCAGUCGUUUGUUAAGCAGAUUUUGUUUUGCAUUGGGUCUGUGGGAAAUGGGCGACUAUUCACACAUGGUUCUUCUCAUCCAAAAAUGUGGCUUAAUCGGGUUCACCUUAACGGAAGUAUACUGUGUAGAACAGGACAGCUAGAAUGAUGUCAUCUGCAAUGUAAAUUGCUGGCAGAAAGCACUUGAAAAACUCCCCUGGAUGUAAAUUUGCAUGCAAAUUCGUGAAAUUGCUUUUGUUGUUAGGUGAGCCAGCGUAUCAGCAUUGCAUUGCCUCUGGUUGCUUCAGAGUCAAAGACUUUAAGGUUUCCAUUUAGGUAAGAUUGGCUCAGCAAAGAACUUUUGUAUUUUUAAAGGUGGAAGACAUGUUCAUUGCAUCCAAAAACAUCCGCAGUGUUAGUAUCAAGUUUAUUUCUAGCCUGUUGUCUGAUUGAAAGGAGAGAUGUUGUAAAACGCGUACAUACUGCUUUCAGUUUCGAGUGUUUUUCUUGGGACCAUCGCCUCACUCUCGGGAGGGAGUUAGCUUGCUUUGGUGUGACCUGCAUUGUAAAUGAAUGGAUAAAUAUAGAGCAUGUUACUGACCUACUGCAUAGAUGGAAAUAGCUUGCGUCGAGUUCGCCGAGACAUAUCUUUGUAUAUACACCGCUGGGCCUAGGAUAUGGCCUUGUCAAAUAUUUGCACGCACUAUUUUUCUGCUGGGAGGACCAGUCUCUGUCAAAUGUGCAAGAAUAUCAAGACACUGUGUGUUUCAAAUGUUGUGUUCUUGAGGUUUGGAACAGAACGCUUGGACAUAUCUGCAUUUUUAUUUUAUGCCACAGGGAAAGGCUAUUGAAUUUUCAGUGAAAACAAAUUUGGACUUUCGAGUCGAAUUGAUGAUGAACACUUGUGACUCAUUCAAGAAGCACCUAAUAGAGUGCAAUGUUACAUCAAAGAAAACCUUACCAACCAUAUGACCAUCUUUAGAUGCUAUAGGAUGAAAGCAUUGCACAGGGUAUAUCAUCUGUGGAACUAGAACUAAAUGCAGAUAUUCUUGGCGUUCCUUAGUUUGGUCAUUUCCAAGGAAUGCAUCCCAAGUGUUCAAGAGAAACGGUGCAAGGAAAGUAUGUCACAACCAUUCUUUACUCUGAGAUAGGUUUCCUUGCCUAAUGCAGUAAAUUGUGAUGUCUGUUCCUAAACAUAAAUGUGCUGUUCAGACGUUUGCAAUAGAAGCUAAGAUAGUGGACGAGCAGGCUGCGAAGUAUAUAGAAAUACAUAGGGAUUAUAAAUAGGUUGCCUUAGAAUUGUCGCUUUCACACUGUUACUACCAGGUGGAAGUGUCUCGGCACCAUGAACUCUUUGCUCUCUGGUGAGCCAACAAUAAGCUGACCCAAUAAUUAUUCAUUUGUAGUCUGAUAGGAAAAGCAAACACCAUUGGGGCCCAAAUGCAACAGACUGCUUCAAAUAAAAACAAUAAUGUGUGCAUAAUUUUACAUAAGCGAGUGUUCACCAUUUGGUCGCUUGUCGCAUAGCUUGUGUACUGUAUAUUGUCUUUCAUUGAGGCCUACAGUUGCAUGUUAGCACCAGUGGUGCCUGUUUCAUCCCAUUCUUAUGCACUGUUCAGACAUUAUCACAGUCCUUGUACUAUCCAUUCUUUCAUGAGAACUCGAACUGCACUAAACUCUCGAGUAUAUGACCAUGGUGUAUUUUCACUGUCACUUAUUGCAAUUGUUAGGCUGGCCUUCGAAAGUGUUCAAAACCUGUAACAAGGCCUUCUUCUAUGCUGUCGGUGGCCACAAUGCCACCUAAGGCUUUGGAUGGCUAGUGGUACAUAGCGAUAGGCUGCAUGCUCUGUCACAAAAGGUGUGAAGCCAUGGAGCCAUGCGUGUUGCUGUAGCAUGUUGACUGAUUUAUUUAAUGAUAAUGGAAAUGUUAGUAAAGUUUGUCACUUUGCUUUUCACAACAUUAGAUCAUCUAAUGAAUGGACAGAAAUGACGUGAACAAGCAAGCAAGUCGAAACAUAACCCCACACAACAAGAUGAGCACUCAGUGUCAGCGUACUUGAGUCAUGACCAGUGUAGUGACUUGUAAUUCAUUGUCGCUUUGUAUGUUCCAAUAUAUAUUUCAAUUGCUGUUUUUGUUGCCUGAAUAAUUGUUUGCACAUUGUACCAAAUGUCAUGUCGCGCCCACUGCACUGCCGUAGCAUGUCAGAUCUUCUGUGUUCAUGUUGACCUUAUAAAUUUGCUGCAAGCGGACACCUGCAAUCAUAGUUCCAGGGUACAAUAGCGGCCACAUUCCGACAACAGAAGUGGUCUGCUCUUUGUGAAGGAAUUUAUUUAAACUAAAUGCCAUGACACCCUGUACAUGUUCACUAAAAAUUAGAUGCGGAGACAGUGAAUGAAUGGAUAUGCCGGUUUUUGCCAUUGAACAUAUAAAGCUAUGGGUUUCAUUGAUUCCCCUGCACUUCCCUUGUCACAACAUUAAUGACGAGGUGCCAUUCGUAACGCUGACAAGAGCAUUGCACAACUUAAAGCCCUUUCCACCAGAUGUGUUCUGGCGCUCCUUCCCGCCUUAUUUUUCUGGCGUCCUCUCCCUCGUGGGCUCACUGUCACUUAAGCGCAUACUGCUCAGUCCAAUACGCCAUACGCUACGUUCGCAUUUAUGUAAACAUGGCUUAGUCACGUUUACAUGAAUGUGACAGUAGCAUAUCGCAGUUCCUAGCACAUCACAAUAAUACUAUGCGAUAGCGUUUACAUGUGGUGCAACAAGCCGUAACCUGUUUCUGGUGAGUGUGUCUCGCCGGUGAGCAGAGAACACACACACCGGCAGCCGUCUCACAUUUCUUCUUUCCCUCGGUGCGAUGCGCUAUCGUUUACAUGCACCGCGUAAGUACACUUAAUGUGUCAAUUUACUCCUCUCCGGGCACAUCAAUGUAAUUCGCUUUCUCAGCGCAUUACCGUCGUUUACAUGUAUGCGAUGUGCUAGAAAUGUGAUGCGCCGCUGUCAGAUCAAUAUAAAUGCGGAUAAAAUUGCAUCUUGGAAGAUACAUGUGCAGAUGAUACCUCGUCAAGCUGCAGUUGUCACUUACACCCUGUACACACUUUCCAUUCUGUAUUUUUUCCUUCCUUGCUGUUCACAAAUAAGAAUGUAUACCAACAGAACCGUUAUGGCAUUCUUUGUUACCGUUCCAAUUUUUUUUUUCGUUGCACUGCUUCUGUAAUUUGGAGAAAGUUGGUUGCGUGCUAGCUACGUUUGCAUCGGAGAUCAGUCUUGCUACAAGAUCUAGUAACUACUGCUUGGCCGUCCACUUUUUCUUUCUUUGUGUUGCCACAGCGCAAACGAAUCCGAGAACAACUUGCCAGGCAAAUUCUUUUGAGCUUCCUUUCAAGUAUUACAUUCCAGCUUUGAUGCUGCUGUUUUUUUCCUGUAGUUGCAGUUUAAUGAGCUCCAAGUGUGUUUCGUUAAUUUCCACAAAAUAUGUCAUUGAUUGCAAGGUUUGUGAAGGCUACUCCUGUUUGUAUAAAUGUUCCUGAUAUAUAGGUUUUUGUAAGUUAGCAACCAGAAGAUGAAGGGGUCUCGUCACUCAGCCGAUAAGAAUGCUGAACAUGACACGGCAUUGUAAAGCAAAAAUCUUAUAAAGAAAAGGAAGAAAAUCGGAUAAUACGAAGUGCUCACAAUGCGUAAAGAAAUACCGCCAUACAAAAGCGGGCUUUCGUAAACUGUCUUGGUUUCCUUUCCCCGAGUGACUUAACAAGUGACACCUACACUGUCAAUAGCAGCCGAUCAUGUGUAGCUUGCUGUUGUACGUUAUCCAUGUUUGGUUAUUAAAAUGUGCAAUUUCUCACAGCGAUGAAAAUUUCCAGGCAUCCAAUUUUCAUUCAUUACCGCUAAGUAAAUAUCAUAGCCAUUCGAAUGUUGAAGCGAUUUUGUACUCAGAUUAUACUGUCAAAUAUUUUUCUGUUUCCACUCGCCGUGAUUGAGCAAAAACAUUAGAAUAUAAUCGCCUUCCUACCAAGGGGAAACAAUUUAUUUGGAGCGGUCACCUUUCGCAUAUAUUAGGUGUCUCAAAUACACUGACCGCACGUGGCUCGCCGAGCUCUUGUUUGUGUUUCCUGAACCAUAUCCAAUUCCUGGAGGGAUGUAUAGGCAUGGAUGUACUUAACUAGCAUACCCUUUGAAGCGGUCUAGCAGCUGGUGCCGCUGUGUUCGCUUUUUCUGCCUUUCUGCUGCGUUUACUUUUAACCUUUAGGAACCCUGGUUCGCAUUAACAAGCCAUCAAAAUUCUCCCAAGAAGGCUGCAGUGUGGCCCCUUUGUGUAUGUGACCCGACAACUGACGUGAGUUUGAGAGCCAUGACAUAGGUCAUCGUGGUCAUCGCAGUCCAGUGAAUCUCUUCCCGCAUGUUGCGACAAAUUUAUGAUUGUCAGUUUUUGUGUUGUGCGGUAUAUCUCUCCGUCUCCAUUUUGUUUGAUCUUGUACACUAAACGUUUUAUUUCGAACGCCCAAGCAAGGACGUUCUCAAUGCCAAAGUUGGUACCCAUUUCAAGAGUGUUUGGUGCGCUCCUAUACGCCUUUGUGAUAUAAAUAAAUAUUGUAUUUAUUGACUACA
This is a messenger RNA of Dermacentor andersoni, 9321 nucleotides long. RefSeq lists its product as uncharacterized. NCBI's taxonomy places the organism in Eukaryota, Metazoa, Arthropoda, Arachnida, Ixodida, Ixodidae. The record is from RefSeq and is a predicted model, not a curated record.